AAAAAUUCGAUAAAAAAUAAAAUAAUUAACGAAAAUGUCUGUUAAUACAGCCCACGCCAAUAAUGGCGUACUAAUACAUGCGGGAGAAUAUAUAUUACUCCACAGCGAUAAUGUUACCAUGGAAUUUUCUGGUCAAGACAGUUCAGUCUUUAAGGGUACCAAGGCUGGACGCAUCUACUUGACUUCGCAUCGUAUGAUUUUCAAUAGCAAGAAGUCCGGUGAUGAAAUGCAAUCGUUUAGUGCUCCAUUUAUUGCCAUGAAUGAUGUUGAAUUGGAACAACCGGUAUUCGGUGCCAAUUACAUCAAGGGCAAAGUACGUGCCCAGCCAAAUGGCAACUUCGUUGGUGAAGUUAAAUUCAAACUCUACUUCAAAUCCGGCGGUGCCAUAGAAUAUGGUAUGGCUCUGUUGAGGGCAGCUAAAACCGCUCAAAGCAAUUAUCAUCGUGGUGGUUUGCAAGGUGAUGAUCCACCACCAUAUACACCAUCCGGAAAUUGGCAUGAAGCACCACCACCAGCCUAUCAGCCACCACCAGGCUACUACGGUUGGUUGCCACAGCACGAGGCGUUUAGUGGACCAGCACCCAAUACGGUAUAUCAAAGUGAUAAUCCACCACCGUAUCCGGGUAUUGGAGGACCUCCAGCAUAUGGUGCUCCGGGUAGUUCGGCUCCUCCAUAUGGAGGGGCACCGGGUUAUGGUGGGGCUCCGGGUUAUGGUGGAGCCCCAGGUUAUGGCGCACCUGGCUAUGGUGCCCCUGGUUAUGGUGGCGCUCCGGGUUAUGGUGGUAAUGCCCCACCUUAUAGUGCUCCACCAUAUGGUGAUCCAUCAUCUCAGCCGAAUUUAUAUCCUUCUGUUCCACCAUCACAUCCUUACAAUCCCAAUCAACCACAGCCUUAUAAUCCAAAUCCCCAGGGUAAUAAUCAAGGUUGGGGUGGUUUUUCGGCACCACAGCAGCCACAGCAACAACAGCAUCAAAAACAAAACAAUGUCUCAAACAAUUCCUCUCAACAACAGCAACAACGUGAGGAGCCACCAUCAUGGAACGGAUUUUCAUUGCCACCAGACGAUGAUGAACCAGCUCAACGUCAACAGAAUCAAACACAACAAUCUUCAGCACCAUCAUCACAUGCUGCUGGCGGUUAUGGAGGUGGGUAUCCCCCGGCACCGAAUGGUGGAGGAGCUGCUCCUCCUCCAUAUCCACCUUAUCCUAAUUAUGCACCAAAUAGCGGUUAUCCACCAUAUCCACCACAGCCCUAUGGUGGUGGUAGUGGUGGAUAUCCUCCGUAUCCUCCGGCAGCUGGAGGUCCUCCAGCGGGGGCAAUGGGUUUCACUGCACCAAAUUAUCAUUCAAAGGAAGCUGAAGCCUUAGCCAGUGCUUAUAAUACAACUGAAAAUCAACGACCAAGUGGUUCACGCGGAGAUGCUCCACCACCAGCUUAUGAUGAUUUGCCACCAACCUACGAUGAUUCUAAUCGCAAAAAGUAUCAGUAA
Messenger RNA from Musca vetustissima, 1489 nucleotides. RefSeq names its product WW domain-binding protein 2 (gene Wbp2). Gene Ontology annotation, cellular component: nucleus. The coding region runs from base 35 to 1489 and encodes 484 amino acids. The record is from RefSeq and is a predicted model, not a curated record. Gene Ontology annotation, biological process: positive regulation of DNA-templated transcription. Gene Ontology annotation, molecular function: chromatin DNA binding; transcription coactivator activity. Lineage: Eukaryota; Metazoa; Arthropoda; Insecta; Diptera; Muscidae. The transcript is spliced from 6 exons.